Dromiciops gliroides (monito del monte) is the source of this 5108-nucleotide messenger RNA. RefSeq names its product serine/threonine-protein kinase 10-like. Gene Ontology annotation, molecular function: ATP binding; protein serine/threonine kinase activity. Lineage: Eukaryota; Metazoa; Chordata; Mammalia; Microbiotheria; Microbiotheriidae. Gene Ontology annotation, biological process: protein phosphorylation. The record is from RefSeq and is a predicted model, not a curated record.
GUUGGGGCCUGCUUCAGAAGCCCCUACCCUUCCCAAGGCCCCUCCUGCCCAGGUGGUGUGGCUCUGGGGAGUGACAGGCCAGGGAGGAAAGGAUCAGAGUGUUGGACAGUAAGGGGUCCAAGGUCAGUGUGGGAAUGACCUGGAGUCCACAAGUCCAGAAUGAGAAGAUGGGCUAAAUCGACCUUGGGACCAUCGACUCCUCCACUGAGGCUUUUAUCUCCAGAAAUGGGCUAGAACCGAAGGAAAGGGCAGUUCACCUCUGGGGCCCUCUUUGGAUGUCUGUUACUCUCUUCUCUUCCAGAAUCUUCCUGUUCCUGGAGUUUUCUGGAUUGAGAUCAGGCCAAGGUGCUGGAUAGCAGGGAACAGACUUGACCUCAGUGAUUGUUAUUUGUCCUAAAGUCUCUAGCUGCAGACACCUCCUCGAGGUUAGGACUUCGUCCUUCCCCACCCUCUCCUCUCCUUCCGUGGAGAAUCCAGACAUUUUAAGGCCUGCCUAGGAAGAAGACGGCAUCCCAGUGGCAGAUCUAAGGAACAAGGAACACACCAUGGCUUUCCUCCUGAGGCUGCUUAGGUUUGGGACAGAGAAAAGAAGGCCAAAGCAUUAUACCAAUGUGAAACGAGAUGUGAAUCCUGAGGAUGUGUGGGAACUUAUGGGAGAGCUAGGGGAUGGAGCCUUUGGAAAAGUAUUUAAGGCUCAAAACAAAGAGACUGGGGUCAUGGCUGCAGCCAAAGUGAUCAAGACUCAGAGUGAAGAGGAGCUGGAGGAUUACAUAAUGGAAAUUGAUAUCUUGGCUAGCUGUGACCAUCCACACAUUGUCCAACUACUGGAUGCCCUCUACUGGGAGGGCAAACUGUGGAUCCUCCUUGAGUUUUGCCCUGGGGGUGCUGUGGAUGCCAUAAUUCUAGAACUGGAGAAAGGGCUGACAGAAGUGCAGAUCCAAGUGGUCUGCAAGCAGAUGUUGCAGGCUCUGGAAUACCUUCAUGGAUCUAGGAUCAUCCAUCGGGACCUCAAGGCUGGGAACAUCCUGCUGUCUUCUGAAGGCUAUGUCAAACUUGCUGAUUUUGGAGUGUCAGCCAAGAAUUCCCGUACUUUGCAGCGAAGAGCUUCCUUCAUCGGGACACCAUACUGGAUGGCACCCGAGGUCAUCCAGUGUGAGACAUCCAAGGAGGCCCCCUAUGACUACAAGGCUGACAUCUGGUCCCUGGGGAUCACGCUGAUAGAGAUGGCAGAAAUGGAGCCCCCCCAUCAUGAGCUGAACCCCAUGCGUGUGUUGCUAAAGAUCCAGAAGUCCCCACCACCCACUCUGCGCUACCCUCAGCAAUGGUCUGAAGAGUUUAAAGACUUCCUGAGAAAAUCUUUGGAAAGGGAUCCUGAGAGCAGAUGGUCUGCCUGUCAGCUCCUGCAGCAUCCUUUUGUGGCAGAGGUGGAAGACAGCAGACCCCUUCGGGAGCUGAUUGCAGAAGCCAAGGCAGAAGUCCUGGAGGAGUUUGAGGAAGAAGAGAUAGCCUCCUUUUCGCCAAGUCAAGAACAUAAGAGGUCCCUGUCCAACGAUGGCAUUCCUCUAGUAGCAGAGAGACCCCCAAAAGAGAAGUUCUCCUUGGAGCAGCCAGACAGAGGAGAUACAGCCAACAAGGGUGACCAGCUCCUCCCUACAAUUCCAGCAGUCAAAGGGAAUGACUUUGAAUCUCAGAACAAAGAGGAGAAUCCAGUGACCCGCCAGGAAAACCACCAAUUUCCCUCCCCUCAUUUUCUCAUAAUCCUAUCAGAACCUAGGCUCAGCAGGCAGAGCUCCAUUGAUCAAAACCAAAGGCUGCUUCGGCCAAAAGCCAGCCGGACUUCCAGUUUGAAGAAGCAGAUGAGACGGAAGUCUGCACCUAUGCUGGUUGCACCCAUUGAUUCUCAAUGUUCCAUGAAGCUUUCUUCCAAGGGCCCUUCAGAUGUCUUGAAGCUGAUGAGACGAAGAUCAUUCUUUGGUGGACUGAAGUCCCAGGACAUUGUUGACCCACUAGCCCAGAGGAUUAAUGAGCUGUCAGCCACUCAAGAUGGAAAAGAUCUUUUGGAUGAGCAGCCCACUUCUCCCACUAAGAGACAGGCCAGACCCGACUCACAGAGCGAUGUUCCUCCCAUUUCCAAGGCACUCUCUCCUGAGCCAGACACUGUGAUAAACCGUGCCACAGAGACUAAUUUCCCAGAAGAGCCACAGGGAUCACAGCUCUUCACAUACUCCCCCACAAGCCUUGCUGAGGGACAAGAAGGACACCUGGCAAGAGAAGAAAUAACUGCUGCCCAGAGUUGGACUUCAAAGAUAGAGAGUCGGGAAGAUACUGAUUCAAGCACCCCAGAGCAAAUUUUUCACCCUGCUGUUACCCACACCUCAACAGGAGACCAACAGCAAGUUAAUAUGGGUCUGGAAGACCCCACAGUGACCAAUUCUACAGAAUUUCUGGAGAAUUCUGAGGAGAAGCAUGAUCCCAAAGGAAGCCUAGAGAAGAUUUCCUUACAUGAGAGACUGCCUGUUGGACCAGACAUGUCGAGUGAUUCCCCACCUGAUAAAGACGGUGAUCAGCUCAGCUCUACUUGCAAGCAACGGGAUGGGGAUGGGCAGCUGGAAGGGACACAAGCUCUGCACCAGAAUGGGAUGUCUGUGUCUAGUCUUCUCACAAAAGAUGAAAAUUCAGGAGCUGAGUGUGUGAUGGAGGCUCUCAAUCUCUGCCAGACCAGGACCAAAUUCGUGAGCAUCAAGGAUCCAGGGGCCGCUGUUCAGACUAAGCUGCCCAAUAAUACUGAAAAGCUAAUGACAGGGGAUUCAGGUCACUACCUAUGCUGCCCUCAAGAGUUCUCCAUCUCAGGAGAUGAACUGGGUUGCGGUGCCCAGAAUCCAAAGGAGCCACUCAGUGCAACACACUCCUCACACCAAAAGGAACAGUGCCCCCCAGAGCCAGAGGCAGAUCUGCUGCUGGGACAAACACAUGAGGAAAAAACUGAGAAUGCCGAGAAGGACGUGUCCCCAGACUCAACAGGGAAAUCAAAGAGCCUCAGAGGACAGGGGGCUUCCUCCUUGGAAGGGGAAAAUCAAGUAGUGACCACACAGUUUGAGAAGACGGACGCACAGGCAAGUUUCUCCAAAGGCGAGAAAGAAAUUUCAGAAACAGAAAGUGAUGUUGUAGUGGCCCCUGUGGAGACCUUUAUAAAUGUCACAGAAGAUGCCCAACCCACUCCCCCUGAGGCACAAACCAGAGACCUAGAGGAAGGUCAUUAUCAGGAGCCGGCUUCAAAGCUGGCUUGCCCAGCAAAGACCCUAGAGAAGUCAACAGGGACAGGAAUCCCUGAGCCCCUGACGGACAGGAAGAAAGUUAAUUUUGCCGAAGGGGGCUUAGAACACAGAGCCAAUGGGGGAUCGUGGAGUGAAGACAGAGUCCAGAAGACUGAGGCAAGCCUUUUGGAGAAAAAGGACUCAAGAAACAUCAGGAACCACGUGGUUGGUGAUGAGAUGCCCUAUGCCAGGCCUUCACCAGUUACAAAUGACACUAGCCAGGACACCCUUUCCUUCAGGAAAACUGUAAAGAAAACACGCAAGUUUGUGGUGGAUGGGAAGGAGGUCAGUGUGACGACUUCUAGGCCUGUGAAGGAUGCUGACCAGAAAGGAGAGAGCAUCCGUUCUGCCCGCCGGAAGGAGCUUCAGGAGCUCCGGCUCCUACAGAAGGAAGAGCAGAGGGCCCAGGCUCAGCUGGACCAGAGACUCCAUCAGCAGAGGGAACAGAUGUUCCGCCACAUCGAGCUGGAAAUGACGGGCAAGAAACAACACUAUGACAGCCAAGUGGAGGCUGUGGAACGCCAUCACCAGCAGAUUACAGAAAGGUUAGAAACAGAGUAUACCCAGAGGCUCCAGGACCAGGCUCGGCGCCUGAAAGCCCAGCAGGAGAAAGACUAUACUCGGAAGCUGCCUGCCCUGAGAGAGAACCAGAAAGAGGAGCAGAGGUUUCUCCAGCAGCAGCAGGAACAGCUGAACCAAGCCCUACAGAAACUGAUCCAGGAGCAUAAGAAAAAAGUGACCUCCAUUGAAUGGGAAUGCACCAGCAAAGUUCAUAGUCUCAAAAGAGCACGAGAGUCUGUGAUCUGGCAGCUGGAACAGUCCCACUUACAAGACAAGUAUCAACUCUUCAAGCAGCAAGUGAAGGAACAGUACUCCCUCCACAGGCAACAGUUGACCAAGCGCCAUGAAAAGGAUAAUGAACGGAUGCAUAGCUUCCACCACCUCCUAUUGGAAGAGCUGAAAAACCAGCAGGCCCAGGAGAGAAACCAGCAAGUAAAGUCUCAACGAAGUGAGGCCAGGAUCCGCCUGGCACAGUUCAAAGAGAGUCUCAAGCUUCAGGACAUAAGUGGUGCUGAGCACAGAGAGCAAAUAAAACAGUUCUUACAGCAAGAGGAAGGACGCCAGAAGGCAGACACAGAGCAACACCAGCAGAAGCACCAAAAACAGUUGCAGGAACUACAGCAGCAGCUGGAGGCCAAUGUGCAGGAGGUGGGGCAGAUGCAGAAUGAAAAACUCCAGCGCCUGGUGGAACAGGAAAAGAAGAAGCUGACAGCCCUGGAUGAUGAACACACCAUGGAGCUACGAGAGUGGCAGGAGAGGCUAGCUGCCCGAAAAGAGAUGCUGGAGGAAGAGCUGUCUAGAGCUCAGCUGCGUUUCCCAGGGCCCCGGAGAGGGAGUGAACCAGCAAGGAGACUUCAGCGGUUAUUCCCUGUGUUCCACUUCCCUACGUGAUAACCUCAGCCAUGGUGAAGAGAGCUAGCCCACACUUUUCAUCUGUGAGAUAGCCCACACCUUUUUUCACCUGUAAGAGCUAGCCCACACCUUCUUUCUUCUGUGAGAGCUAGCCCACACCUUCUUUCUUCUGUGAGAGCUAGCCCACACCUUCUUUCAUCUGUGAGAGCUAGCCCACACCUUUCUUGGGUAUGAGCUUCCUCAAAAAUGGGAAAGAAGCUUAUACACACUAUAUCUUAAAGAAAAGAAAAAGAUCUAUUUGCAAUAAAAUAUUUAACAACAUUUUUUCUAAUAGCAAAAAAAAAAAAAUGAAAAGAAUACAGUCGGGGCAGCUAGGUAGCA